Molecule: messenger RNA, 1104 nt
Organism: Peniophora sp. CBMAI 1063
Lineage: Eukaryota; Fungi; Basidiomycota; Agaricomycetes; Russulales; Peniophoraceae
Source: the annotation of a GenBank genome assembly
AUGACUCGCGUUGAGGACGCAGAGACAGUCUGGAUCCAUGGUUGCCUGGAGCUUGCGGCGUUGACUAUCUUAUACCACGACUACUUCCUCACGCUACCCCGGGAGAUUGACCGCAUUUGGAGAAGCCCCUUAUCGCGCCCGUCCCUCGUCUUCUACCUGAACCGUUACGUCCCCGUCCUAGGCGACAUCGUCAUCACUGUCUAUAGUUUCUCGGACUUCGCAGCAGAAGAAACGACAUGUCGGCAAUUCGCCCUCGCUCGUCAGAUAUUGUUAUUGUUCUCUCAAAGCAUUGUAUGCAUUCUUCUCGCCUUGCGAAUCAUCGCGCUGUAUAACAGAAGUAAAGGAGUCACUGUAUUCGUAGUGGGGAGUGGCCUUGUGCUGUUAGGGAUCGCAUGUUGGUCGGUGACUGGAGGACAUUCGUUUGUGUUGCAAGACGUGCCCGGUUGCCAUAUGGGCAUGGACUACUAUACCGGCUCUCACAUAGCUGUGGCGUGGAUUGCACAAGCCGCUUUCGACAUGAUCAUCUUCGGGUUCACAGUCUAUCGUACGCUGCAGACCCGACGGUAUAGGGAUGGACGCGGUCUGCGUCUGAAUGGUUCGGGACUGCUCGACCUGGUCUGGCGCGACGGCGCGCUAUACUUCGUCGUUAUGGCCAUGUCCAACGUCGGGAACAUCGUGACCUUCUACGUCCUGUCGGAUGGACUGCGCGGCGUUCUGUCUACGUUCGCGGGAUGCAUUUCCGUAACGAUGAUGUCGCGCCUGAUGUUGAAUCUCUACGAAGCAGCAACACCCGCUUCUACGAUGAACGGGGCACCGGCAGACAUGACACGAACCGUGACCAUGUUCUUCACCACGCGUCUGGACGGCCUGGACGACGACGUGUACGAUAACGACUACGAAGCGGCACCUGAGACGGUUGAUAGUCAUGGAACGACGACUUCGGGCGCUGCACCUAGUACCGGCGGCGAGACAACUCUAGCUCCCUCAACCCCGCGUAAUUGGAACUGGGAACCACCAGAUACGCCGAAACCGAGCCGUAGUAGGUCAUCGAAGGAGGAUGCUGAUGAGUAUGCGUUGAAUGAACUGCGAAGAGAUCAUGUAUAA